CCACUUUUUCUCUCUCUUUUUCUUCUUUCUGCUUUGUGAUUCUUCUUUGUUGAUACGCCAACACCACCAUGUCGAAGCUUCAUAUUUUCCAAAAGGUAGUCAACGUCGUUGUCUAUCUUUUCUUCCUGUCCACCACAGUAUACAGCAUCGUAGGACCUGCCCCCAAUGACGAUGUUAUUGGCGAGGGUCAAACCUACAUCACUCCAUCCUUCUGGAUUGAAUGGGUCUGGACUGUCAUUCAUCUUCUUUUGGGUGCCUUUGUCAUCUACCAGUGGUUUGAACCUGCCCACGAGCAGGCCAUCCAUGGUGUUGGCUGGCACUUUGUCAUUUCUGUCUUGCUCAACGCUGCUUGGCUCGCGCUUGUGAAACACGGCCACUUCAUCAUCGGCUUCAUCUUCGUCCUUCUGACUGCUUCCUCCGUUUCAUACGUGUUCUACAACCUCAGCAAGAACCAUCCUGCUACUACGUGGUGUGACAUGAUUCUUAUCCACGCCCCCUUCUCUCUCUGGCACGGCUGGAUUGUCUUCUCUGCUGUUGUUGGAUUCUUCCAGGCUUUCACUCAUGUUAGCGAGGAUGGCCCUGGUUUCUGGAGCCGUAUCUUUGUGAUCAUUGGCAUCUUGUUCUUGGCCGGUACUGCUAUCGGCUAUGUUGAGUACAAGAAGGAAAAGGGUGAUCUCACCAGUGCCUUUGUCAUUGCUCUUGGAUUGUUGGCUGUCUUCACCAAUCAACAGGAUGCUUGGAUUCGCUGGUUCGCCUUUGCCUUCGCCAUUUUGAGCUUCUUGUACCCCGCUCGUGCCGUUGUUUUCAAAAAGUUGGGCCGCAACACCGAUGCUGCAAGCGCACCUUUGCUUGGUUAAAAAGACAAAAUGACCAAGAAAUACCAACUUCCAUCAUGUAUAUUUUAGUUAUAUUGAGUAGCUCUUAGCCCUUUUUAAAUAAUCCCACCACUUAUUGAAUCUUAGCCAUCUUCUAUUCCCCGGCUUUCCCAACCGCUGUAUCUUACAUAAAGAAAUGGUGUGCGAGUUGGUGAUGCGUUCUUAUAAUAGUUUAUGUGCUGUGGGUCCAACCCCUCUUUUUUGUGUAAUAUACCUUUUACGUCACUUCUCCGCAUAGGUGUGUGUGUCACAUUACGUUGUAAAAUGUAGGCGCAUUUUCUAUUCUCACUCUCUAUUCGCUUCGUG
Zychaea mexicana is the source of this 1181-nucleotide messenger RNA. RefSeq lists its product as uncharacterized. The transcript has 5 exons. Lineage: Eukaryota; Fungi; Mucoromycota; Mucoromycetes; Mucorales; Lichtheimiaceae. The record is from RefSeq and is a predicted model, not a curated record. Bases 69 to 857 code for a protein of 262 amino acids.